UUUGCAAAGUAAAAUUUUUCCUACCAGGAAAUGUUUUUCUGAUGUUUCUGAAUCAGGUGUCUGACAUUUCCUGGUUCAUUAUGUAAAUAGAUUCCAUAAAACGAGUUUCCAUGUUUCCAACAGUGAACAGAGUGAAUAAGGAGUGACUGUAUAAAGUCUCCUGUCUGAUGAUCUUUGUUUAGCAGAACCGAUUCGUUCAUCAUGUUGCUCUUUGUGCUGCUGGUGAUGAUGAUGGUCAGCUGGACAGAAGCUGGUUAUACUGGUGGUGUGAUUACCCACACCACUAAAGUUGUACAAGGAAACAUUUUUACAUCUGUUCAUCGCUAUAAGUUUGGCUACAGCUCAUGUGGAGAACUUGAGACAUGGUUUUGUUCUGGCUGUACAAAGAAGAUUGAUGAAAGCAGCGGUGAAUGGUGUCUGAGAGAGUACACCGAGUGGUCUGGCAGUAGGAUUUUCUACAAUUACUACCAUGGAGGAUGGGGUCUAACCUGGAUAAAUAACAGAAACGGUGUUUCAUCUGGCCGCAUUGCGAUAUUUGUUGAAGAGAGAAAUCGAUCUGACAUUAACAGACCAAACUCAUCACCACAGACCGACAUCCUUCCUGUUAUGAGAGUUCCCUCAAACUGUCAGAGAAAUAUCAGCUUGUUGACCUUUGACCCUGAUGGAGACCAUGUUGAAUGCAGACAUGGAUCAGGUUACUAUGAAUGCUCCACCUGCACACCUCCGUCUGUCCUCAGUCUCUCAUCAUCUUGUUCUCUUUCAUUCAGUCCAACCAACAGCAGCAAUGAAGGUUCAUAUGCAGUUCAGCUGGUGAUGGAGGAUUUUCCCAGACAGACAAUCAAUCUGACUCAUAACGAUGGUUCUAUAGUGUCGAUAAGCACCAGCAGUUCGAUGAGCAGAAUCCCUGUCCAGUUUGUUUUCAAAGUGGAUCCUGCAGCUCCGUCCUGCACAGCAGGUGAAUAUCUGCCCAGGUUUCUGCCUCCAACUCCUGAACAUGGAGCUCAGUUCUUCAUAGACAUCAAUGAGAUGAUAGAAAUCAACAUCAGAGCAGAGGCGACUCAGUCUGUGAUCACUGAGCUCCUGUUCAGCGGACCGAUCAACAUGGUCAAGAAUUCAUCUGGUUCAGGAAAUUUCACCCUGAGAUGGACGCCGUCUGACAUUGAUGAUGAUGAAAGCCAUCCCAUCUGUUUUGUUGUCCAGGCAAAUGCCUCCAGUUCUGCCUACCAGUCUGAGCUGCGAUGUGUCAUUGUGACGGUUGGAUACGAUGUGACAUCUAAAACUGUUGUUGCAACGACCGUCCCUUUAACAACUACAAGUCCUCCUCCUAUAACAUCAACAGCUAUGAAUGCAACAACCGUCCCUUUGACAACUACUAGUCCUCUCAACGCAUCAACAGCUAUGAAUGCAACAACGGUCCCUUUGACAACUACUAGUCCUCUCAACGCAUCAACAGCUAUGAAUGCAACAACCGUCCCUUUGACAACUACUAGUCCUCUCAACGCAUCAACAGCUAUAAAUGCAACAACCGUCCCUUUGACAACUACUAGUCCUCUCAACGCAUCAACAGCUAUGAAUGCAACAACCGUCCCUUUGACAACUACUAGUCCUCUCAACGCAUCAACAGCUAUGAAUGCAACAACUGUCCCUUUGACAACUACUAGUCCUCUCAACACAUCAACAGCUAUGAAUGCAACAACCGUCCCUUUGACAACUACUAGUCCUCUCAACACAUCAACAGCUAUGAAUGCAACAACUGUCCCUUUGACAACUACCAGUCCUCUCAACGCAUCAACAGCUUUGAAUGCAACAACCGUCCCUUUGACAACUACUAGUCCUCUCAACACAUCAACAAAUUUGAAUUUAACAACUGUUGUUGCAACGACUGUUCUUCUGACAUCUCCAAAUCCUCCUCCUAAAACAUCUCAUCUUACGGUUCUGAAGAUGAAGAUCUCCACUACGCUGUCACUGAAAGAGAAUAAAGAUGAAAUUGAGAAAGCGAUUAAAGAUGAACUGAUCAGACGAGGGCUGCCUCCAGACAUCAAGGUCCGCCUGCUGAGCGACGGUUCAGUCCAGGUUAAAGAAACAGCUGCCCCCUAGUGGCUAACAAUGAGAAUGAAUCUGAUCCAUGCAGUAAAAUAUUUCUGGGUUUAUCUGUUUUUACUUCUUGUAAAACCAAAGCAAUAUAUUUGUAUUAGAAUUGCUUUAAUGAUAAAUUAGAGAAGCUAAAGAGGUUAUAGAUGUGAUUUUGACAAUGAACUUGAAAUGAUGUAAAAUGUGUAACUGCACUGAUGUUGUGUUGGAGGCCCCACGGCGGUGGAACAGUAAACCUUUGCAACUCCGUUUUGACUCUGUGGAGGUUUUUAAAAAACAAUUGAAAACAUUUUUAUUU
Molecule: messenger RNA, 2389 nt
Organism: Gambusia affinis (western mosquitofish)
Lineage: Eukaryota; Metazoa; Chordata; Actinopteri; Cyprinodontiformes; Poeciliidae
Exons: 21
Coding region: 202-2097 (631 amino acids)
Source: RefSeq, a predicted model, not a curated record